Carassius auratus (goldfish) is the source of this 2119-nucleotide messenger RNA. RefSeq lists its product as uncharacterized. Gene Ontology annotation, biological process: sterol biosynthetic process. Bases 303 to 935 code for a protein of 210 amino acids. The record is from RefSeq and is a predicted model, not a curated record. The transcript is spliced from 3 exons. Gene Ontology annotation, cellular component: endoplasmic reticulum. NCBI's taxonomy places the organism in Eukaryota, Metazoa, Chordata, Actinopteri, Cypriniformes, Cyprinidae. Gene Ontology annotation, molecular function: sterol 24-C-methyltransferase activity.
CCCUUGGCAAAGGCAAGUAAUAGCGCGUCGGAGCAGACAUUAUACUACUUCUACAAUAAGCGUUUCAUGGUUUUGAUGUUUAUACAUUUGUUUUAGUUAUAUAAAAAUAAACGUAAGUGUGCUGUUGCUCUCUGUUGUAAGACUGUCACGACCAGAAGAAAGUUUAUAUCGAAACCAAAUCAAGCGAAAGCCUUUAACCCACUUAUAUUAAAAGGUAGGCCUACAGUACCUGCACCGUAUGACAUUACACCGAAUUAAAACGGUAUCUGGACCUUGCCUUGUUUCAUAUUCCACAGCUAGAAAUGCUGGCUAACAAAGUGGGCAAACAGCUGGGUCACCCCACGUAUUCUUUAACUGGAUGGUUGGUGAGCAAGUUCUUUAAAUGGAACAAUCAGAUUUUGGAGGAGAAUGCUGUGAAACUGUGCAACAUACAACCCAACGACACUGUGCUAGAGCUCGGUCAUGGGCCAGGCUUCGGUCUGCAGGCGGCAGCGCAGCUCCUCACGGCUCCGGAGGGGAAACUGCUUGGUGUGGAUUACUCUCAGUACAUGCAUGAGAUGGCCAUCAAGCGCAUGAAGGAGCAGAUCUCCAGAGGAAAGGCUGUGCUGUAUUGCAGUGAUUUGGUGGCAAUGCCGAUCGAGGAAAACACGGUUGACAAGGUGUUUCACUGCAACUGUUAUUACUUCUGGCCGGAUCUGAAAGCAGGAGCGCGAGCGAUCCACAGAGUGAUGAAACCAGGUGGAACUAUGGUCACAGCUCUCAGGCUUGAUAGUGUUAAGAAAGUAGCCUCAAAGAACAUGUUUAGCGGGGAGAGCUGGCGUCCUGAGGUCUACAUGGAAACACUGCAGUCCUCCGGAUUCACAGAUGUCCGAAUGGAGAAUAAAAGAGAGAAACUCAUCACAUUUCAAGCUAUUUUUGCCACUGCUGUGAAAUGAAUUCCUGUGUGAUGUAAUAUAUGCCCUUUCUCACUUUAAUGAUUGAAUCUGAAUUAGAUAAAUCAAACAAGAGUAAAUAUUGCCAAUGACUUUAUAUAUUGUAUCUACAGUAUAUGAGAUGCAAACAUUUCUGAAACAAUAACAAAAAUUACUUGCAAAACUAUUGUUUUGACUAACAUUAGGUAUUAUGAAAAAUGUAAACACAAAAAAAGAAAAGAAAUAUAUAUAUAUAUAUAUAUAUAUAUAUAUUAAAAAAUUUUAGUUUCAUGCAAUUUGUAUUUUGAUUAAUCACAAUUAAUCAAAUUGUUAUGCACAAAACUAAUAAUGCAUUCAAAGGUAGUGUAUUCUGCACUUUUUUUUUCAUUUAAAAUUAGGCCUACUGCUAUAUGAACAAAAGAGUAAUAACAUUUAGUUUGCAAAUACUUUAAAUAAAGUGCUUUUAACAGCUGUAUUCUCUUUACAUGGUAGCAGUUAAAAUAACUAUUGUAGCCUAAAUCUCAACUUAUAACAUUAAUGUAAUUAUAUUAAAUAUAAAACAAGCUAUUUGUCACUGCCAGGACAUCAAAGCUUUUAUAGAAAAUUACAGAAAAACAAGUUAUAGUCGGAGUCCAGAGCCUCGAUCAUAACAUUAUAACAGGCAUCUUCCUAUUAAAGACCUGCACAAUCACAGGACCCAUCGCAGCAGAGAGUGGCGCGGGACAGGAGCACGGUUCAGUUAUAUAUAGAUCAGUGAGUGUGAGCGCACGCUAUCUUCUGAUACGUGUUGCAUGAUUGCGUGAAUAUUUCUGAGCAGUAAAAGCUAUAGAUCAGUAAAGCAAUGUAUUGUGAGAAGGACAUGUGUUACUGCCUCUCAUACGACUCAAAAUAAUAAACCACAAAGUUAACAAAUAGAUUUACUCCACUGUGUUGAGCGAGAGCACUUCUUCAGUAACUUCCUAUUUCCAAUCUAUCAAGUCAAGAUUACGAGCUCUUUCUUUUCUGUUAAAAUAACAGUGGACAGUGGUCUGUGAAUGUUGAAGCUUAGCCUAAAUAAUUUGAUCGGGAGCAUUCUGUGACCCAUGAUUUGUCUGUAUGUGUACUCAGAGUCAGUGAGCAACGGACUUUCAUAAUAAUAAAAAAAACUGCAUUAUUGCACAAUAAAAUAAUUGUUGGAGUUAAUCACUUAAUGCGUACAUGUGUAUAUA